CGGUUCCAAUUAGUCUGUUUCCAAUCGUCAUCGAGUGAACAACGCCAUGGCUUUUGGCUUUUUGUGGCUCCUGCCCGUGGCGCUUCAGACUGUGGUUCUCGGUUUGGAUUUCUACACCGCCGGCGUUGCGGAGUUCCGACCCUCCAUCGUGGGCGGCAAUUCGGAGCAGCUGCUGGCCGAGAAUCUGGAGGGGUACCUGCAGCUCAUAGCCGCCGGCAAUAGCACCACUGACAUCCUCGUCUUUCCGGAGGCCACUCUCAACAGUGUCCUCCAGCUGACAGCAGUGCCGGCCUUCACCGAACAGAGUCUGUGCGACGAGUCCCCCCAGGACGAUGCGGAGAUAGCUCCGUUCCUGCGUCGACUGGCCUGUGCUGCUCGAGAAUUCCGCACCUACCUGGUGGUCAAUGUAAAGGAGAAGGCUCUGGACAAAGGGAGCGCCUCCGGACAUGCCAUCUACAAUACGAACGUUGUCUUUGACCGGAGCGGAGCGGUGGUGUCUCGUUAUCGAAAGUGGAACCUCUACUUGGAGUCCAACACCAAUCGCACCGAGAGCCCCCAACUGGCCACUUUCCGUACGGAUUUCAAUGUGACCUUUGGCCAUUUUGUUUGCUUUGACAUGCUCUUCUAUGCUCCGGCCCAGGAGCUGGUGGAGGGAUUGGGUGUCCGGCAUGUGAUUGUCACCAAAAUGUUCAACUCGGAGCUGCCUUUCCUGACGGCCAUUCAAUUCCAACAGGGCUGGGCCUGGGCCAACAAAGUGAAUCUCCUGGCAGCCGGAGCGAGUCUUCCCCAGGCCGGCAUCAGUGGCAGUGGCAUCUAUGCCGGCGUCCAAGGCACCGUGGCCCGUGUCCUGAUUACGGAUAGCGACGUGGGCGACAGGAAGAUGCUGUUGGCAAGGCUGCCCGUCAACCCGGAUGACAUCAUACCCCUGGAGGAGGAGCCGGCGGAACCGGAAGCCAUAACAUCUGUCCGCCUAAAGCUCCUCCAGCAACCGGACAUGGACAUGUUCAGCACGUGGGAGUUGCCCAUGGUUGGAGGCAGUUCCGUUAACAAAAGCAUCUGUCAGGAGGAUCUCUGUUGCCGGUUUGAGGCCGAUUGGACUACGAAUGGAUCCGUUCCGGGGUACAGCUACCGGAUGGGCGUCUGGGUGGGCAGGAGGAGGUACGAGGAGGAGCAGUACAGUUCGAUCCGCCUCUGUGGACUCUUCGCCUGCCGGAGUGGUGAUGCAGCGAGUUGUGGGCUACUGGACUCCCAGGAUAAUGUAGUCCUGUUGACCCAAGGCUUGGAGUUCACGAAACUCCUCAUCGAGGGGGAGUUCGUCCGCCGACCCAGGCGCCUGAUCUCGCCCAGCACUCUGAGUGCCUCCGGUUUCUAUCCCCUGCAACCGAGUCAGAUGUCCUGGGCCACCGAGGAGCAGGAUAAUGUGACGCUGGUCAGGAUGCAACUGAAACAGCCUCAAGGACAUUUAAUGACAUUUGCCAUUUAUGGCAAUUAUUUUGAUGAAAGUGCAGGAGGUGGUGGGAGUUCUCUUGUAACUGCUCCGGGAGUCCUUUUGCCUCUGCUAUUAGUCCUCCUGCUGACCAUUAAGAUGUAUUUUAAGUAAUUGGAUAUUUAAUGUUUUAUUUUUAAAUUUCAUUUAACAUUGGCACUAUGUUUUUUAAAGGAAUGAUAUUUUGUUCAGAUUAUUUGUAAAAUUUUUAUCCAUUUGAUAUAACUCUUUAAAUUAAAAAAUGUUUUAAAACUUUUUAUUCUAUAAAUUUUUUAUAAGCACUCCUUUAAAAUAAUACCUAAACUCUUCCUGGUCCUAAUGUGUUACAAAUUCGUAUUUUUAUUUCUUUACUAUUAUUAUUUAAAAACAAAGUUUAAAAUUUAGUUUUUCAACAAUUCCGAAUAAAUAAUCUUUUCAAAUAAUAUUCUUAUUGAACUAUUCCUGAUCCCAAUGUUUUAUCAAUUAUAUUUUAUUACAAUUUUUAUACAAUAUUUUUAUAAAUUUUUGUACCUUUUCAGAACUAGUUUUUCUUUGUAAAUUCUGAUUCUAAAGAUUCGCUAAAAAUAAUGUUUUAAUCUAACACUUCCUGAGUAUUUAAUACAAUUUCUAAUAACCUAACACUAUUAACUAUAAUUAUCUGCUUAAAAAAAAACAUUUUUUUUUUAAGUUUCAGAACUAGUUUUUCAAAAAUUCUGAAUUAAAUGUCCUUUAAAAUACACUCCUAAUUUAAUUCU
Molecule: messenger RNA, 2220 nt
Organism: Drosophila ananassae
Lineage: Eukaryota; Metazoa; Arthropoda; Insecta; Diptera; Drosophilidae
Product: vanin-like protein 3
Exons: 2
Coding region: 47-1600 (517 amino acids)
Source: RefSeq, a predicted model, not a curated record